AUGACUUGGGUAAAGGUAAGAUCCUCUAGGUGGCGACCACUGAAGUUCACAGACUACUUUGGCGGCGAGAUCGAGAAGGCACGUCUGCGCGAUCCAGGAGAAGGCUGGAAAUACGAGGGCAAAUGGGUACCGGAUAAACAUCAUAACUACGGUGACAAAAACGGAUGGGUUUAUUCGAUUUCGGAAGUAUUCUGGGGAGAACCUGGCACAGUAGACACUGAACAGAGGCCAGACCAUAAGUUUCGCCGACGAUGCAUCAAAAGAACGCGAAAGUCGCUUGACUUUCAAAAUCAGAACUUCGAUGCUUAUCAGGAGUCACUGGGCGAUACAAAAUGGGAGUAUGCCACUGGAAAGAACAAGCCAUUUCACUAUCAGGAAACCAGUUCUGACUGUAUUCGACGACGGAGAUUCGUCAUGGAAAUGCAACGGCAGAAGAACCUACCGCGAAAUCGCGAGCACGAAAUGUAUUUCAUUCCACGUAUCUAUGAAGUACAUGAAACGACUACGACGUGGCAGCUCCGGUGCUACUUUGUAUGGGCAAAGUUGGUGAAGAAUUCUGCAAGAGCGUUUGUGCGUGUUACAUUUCUCACUAAAGCAAAACAGACGUUGGUUGUGGAAGAUUCACAAAAUCCCGUUUGGAAUGAGACGCUCAUAUUUGACAGGAUGCUCAUUCCUGGUGGUAAAAGGCAAAUCAGCGUGAAUCCACCGACGGUUUUAGUGGAGACUCGCGGAGAACUCAAGAAUGGAAGCGAAAUUUUUCUUGGACGAUUCUUAACUAAUCCGACUGUGAUAUGUACGGCCACUGAUUCACGAGCGGUGCUGAAAUGGAACACGCUGACUUUCACUCAUGGAAGAACCAGAGGUGCAGUUCUCGCAUGCUGUGAACUGUUUUGUGAGGACAAAUCGACCAGAGAUGCCCUGCCUCUGUUACCAAUGAGGAAACCUAUUGAGCCUUUUCUGGAACUUAUCAUUGGCGACAUGGAGACUCGCACAGACCCCAUUCCAAAUGUGGUCAAGAAUCCGAAUUUUGAGACUCCGCUUAUUACUUUUCCCAUUGUUUCAUUGCCGGCCGAUCUAGAGUUCAGUCCACCACUCGUGAUCAACUUAUACGAUAUGAGAGCUUUCAAAAGAACACCUCUAGUGGGCGUUUGCUUCAUCACUAAUUUCAAUCGAUACACAAGAACUCCAUCGAAAAAGAAAGAAGUGAACGAAAAGGUUGACUGGGCCAAAUACGACAAAAUCAUCGAAACAGAGGAGUCCGAAUUGGCCGCUACUCCUUUGAUUCCAUCACUGAGUAAGGAAGGUAUGCCGGCGCUCGACUGGUGGUUUAGCAAGUACUACGCUUCACUCGGCCAUCCUGAAAAAGCACCCGGAUAUGAGGAGUGA
Cooperia oncophora is the source of this 1386-nucleotide messenger RNA. Lineage: Eukaryota; Metazoa; Nematoda; Chromadorea; Rhabditida; Trichostrongylidae. The record is from the annotation of a GenBank genome assembly.